Molecule: messenger RNA, 7146 nt
Organism: Petromyzon marinus (sea lamprey)
Lineage: Eukaryota; Metazoa; Chordata; Hyperoartia; Petromyzontiformes; Petromyzontidae
Source: RefSeq, a predicted model, not a curated record
UGGGGUCGGGGCAUCGCGCACAACACCUGGGCCGAGACCCCCACGCGCUCACUCGACCACUGGUGCUAGCAGCACGAUGCGAGCACGGCGAGUGUGACUGCCAGAGCGUGGUGGACACAGAACACAGAGCAUACACUCACACACACUAAACACACAGUCAAUCUCAGAGAGGGAGAGACGUCUAUCGCGCCGCGUGAGGGGAACUAUGGCGCUGCUUCAACAGAUACGCCUCUUGAGCUGGAAGAAUGGAUGGACACUCCUGCGGACCCCGUUUCUGCCAAUAUCAGUCGUGGUGUGGCCAUGUAUCCUAUUCAUCAUCAUCGCCAUCCUGCGAACUCAAAGCCCCCCUCAACAAAAGUCUUCAUGCUACCUGCCAGUGCAGACACUGCCAAGUGGAGGCUUUUUCCCUUUCCUGCAGUCAUUGCUUUGUGACUCCACCCCAGAGUGCAAGAACACCAGCUAUCUGCACUCAACCACUUCAAGGUCAAGGUCUUUACUAUACCAAGACACGGGGCUGGACGAGGCCAUGGUGUUUCAGACGAUGAAGAUGGUGCGGCUACACAGGCAAACAGUGGACGCAGAAAUGCCGAGGCUGCAGCAGGACGUGGACCGCAUCUUAAGACAACUCGAGGUGAACUUCACCCAAGUGUGGGAUGCCACCAAUGGCACAGAGCUGGGUAUUCACCCAACUCUGUGGAGAAACCUGUCUCACACUCUCUUUGGACGAAUGUUGUCAUCCACCGGCAACAACACGGAUGAGAUGAUUUUUGCACAGAAUAUGAAGAUUCUUUGGUGCUCUCAGCUGACUGGGAUGGCCGAGAAUAUUACCACAGCCCGGUCAUCCCAGCUCAGCAUUUAUGAGCUGAAUUACUUCAUCGCCAAUUUGCUGCCAACCUUCAACAGCACCAUGCAAAUCUGGUGCAAUAGCGAUCAGUCCCUGCUGGUGGAAGGACUGAACACAUUAAACAAGACGGUAACAGCCCUCAACGUCACCAAGAUAAUGGAUAUGCUGUUAAAUGUGAACUCGUCAAUCCUCACGAAGAUUGAGGACGGCAUAUUGAUGCUGGAGGGAGUUCAGAAGCAGAGUGAAUACCUCUGGCAAGGUGUUAAGGAGGCAUCGUCCAUUCUGAUGGCACUGACUGAUGCUAAAGCAUGGAGCAGCCUGGACAGUGUGACUGCAAGCCUCAAGGACUUCAAAGCGUUGGCGAAUGUGAGCAAGGAAUUGACUUCAAGCUACGCUGAACUCCAGCCACCUAUGGAGCUCAUAGAACUCAUCCUUCAAGCAGCCAUCAGCAUCCUUGAACAGCCAGCAAACCCGGAUAAUACAGCUUGGAGGGACUGGCUGGACCAAGGAAUUCAGAAAGGUUUUAACAAAAGCACAAGUGGAGAUUCUUUUAACAUCAGCCUUUCACUCUUUGAGACGGUGCUCACGUGGCUCGAGAAAGAGCUGCAGGACAACAGCAGCAGCAGCAGCGGCACCUUUUGGGGUCUGAGCAGUACGGACGUGAGCAGCGUGCGAGUGGCGCUGCGCCAGGCGCGCCUCUGGCUGCCCCUGCUGCGUCAGUCGGCGCGGGUGUACGACUGGAGCAGCGAGGGCUAUGCCUGGGCGCUGGGCGUGGCUGAGCAGGCGUUGGAUGGCCUUCAGUUCGGCGCGGAGAUUUCAAAGGUCCUGCAGGCUGUGCAAGCAGUCAGAGAUGUGAUUCUGCAUGCAACCAAAUUGAAUACAGAGCUGCUUGUUCUGGCCAGGCAAGUGGUGACCGUCAUCGCCGAAAACAUCGACUUGAUGGCCUCGGACGCCAACCGGCGGGUUGACCUCCUAGGGCAAAUGAUUGCCGACGUUGACGUCUUCGUCACUGAAGUGAAGCAGAAACUGCAGCAAAAUCGGUCGCUGAGUUGCAUGGACCUGAUGGUGCUGUGGGACAUGCUGCCCGCGGAUAUCCUGACCGACCGCCAGACCGUGCUCUCUGCCAUGUGCCAAGCGAACACGAGCGGGUCCACCCUCGGCAACUUGACAGCGGCGCUCGGUCACUACGCGGCUCUGCAGGGGGCCAGCACCACGCUGGCGAUCCUGGUGAACGGGAGCCAAGUGGCACCGAGUGGACAACCGCCAAGGAUCUCCGAGCUGUACGCAAGCUGGCAGAGCGUGGUGGAUGCUGCCGGAGAGAAUGUGGAUGCCCAGGCGAAAUUCUACAGCUACCUGCAGCAAGUGUUUGGCGUGAUGCCGCCAUCACCGCCCAGCAGCACAGCACUGCUGGACUCCUUUUUGGAACACCUACUCAUCAACCUGAUGUUGGACGUCACCGAUGUUGUGGGCAUGAUGGUGCAGCAGACACUGGGAUGGCCCAGCAUGGACCAGCUUGUCAAUGGCUUGCAUUGGAUCAUCUCCACAAUAAACCAGCAAAAUACCACCAGCUUUACGAGCAAAUGCGAAGAUAUUUUCUCCGUCCCAAACGUAACGCUGUGGGCGAACGCUCCCGUGCCGUGGAGGGGCCUCAUCAGCGAGAUGAUCGUCUUCAAAAACAACGCCAUGACCAACGACGAGCUCAUACCAAGAGCACUCCACGCAUCUAUGGACCUCUUAAAUCAGAUGAACAUCGUCAAUGUUGACCGCAACGCUCUGAACACGAUGUUCUGCUCAGAUAAGAACCUAAGUAGCCUCAUUGCCAGUUUUCAACAAUCAAAUUCAACCAUCUCGGCUACAGCGAACCUCAUUCAGGGCAUUUUACAUGACAAAAGUGUGACGCAUGUAAUUGCCUUGUUGUACAAUAACAUUCGGCUGUGGUCGCAGAAUUCUCCCCCAGCAGAAGGCCAACUUUACGAUGAUGUCUCUGCUAUUCUUAACAGGAUCAAUGUCAGUAAAGAGUUCGAUAUUUUAAAUCACGUAAUUGAGGUUGCAAACACAACCGGCAUUGACAAUGCUAUUUUACCACUCGUAUACGGUGUCCUCACAGAGAUCCAGGCUUCAGGAUUGCUUGACAAUAAAACUGCAGAUAUCCUUAACACUGUUCAGACUUUUCUCAAAGUUAACAAUUCUGAGCAGCUUCUUGCUGAGAUCAAACAGCUUCUCUCUUGGGUGCCACAAGACAGUGCUCAAAAUAGCAGCCGAAGAGUAACGGAGUUCCUGAUAAAUGUGUUUGAAAACAUAAUUGUGCCUGUAUUACCUGCACAUGAUUGGGCAGCUAUUCUUCAACCAGAAAUAUCCCAACAGUUGAUGAUGAACUUCAUAAACCCCAAAGUUGUAGCAAAGAUUUUAUCAGAAAUUCAAUUAUCACAUCUUGUAGACAGGCAAGUUACAGAAAACUUAAAUAUUGCUCAAACAUUCCUCAUGAUGAACAGCACCCAGCAAAUCCUAUCACAUGUGGUGGUCCUGUUACAUCAGGCUCAACCAGAUGAAGUGCGUGAUUUGUCUAUCAAAAUCGUGCGUGUCCUGCUUAAAUUAUACCAGAAACAAAUUAUACCAGCAUUUCCGGAAAAUGACUGGACAGGUAUUUUCCAACCGGACACAUUUCAAAAGCUGAUUUUGCAACUCAUGUCCCCAAAAGUUCUUGCUGACACACUUGCCGAGAUUGAAUCCUCAGAUUUUCUUGAUGCACAGACUGCAGAAAUAAUCCGUAUCGCGCAAACCUUCCUGAAUUUGAACAACAGCCAGCAAAUUUUUUCACAGCUAAAUUACGUGCUUUCUCAUGGUCAGCCGGAGACAUAUGGAAACUUGACCGUAAGUGUCUUACAUGUCCUGUACAACAUUUUUCAGAAACACAUCAUUCCACAAUUUCCAGUAGACGAUUGGACAGCUCUUUUUGUCCCAGGAUAUUUUGAGAAGCUGAUAUCGACUCUCCUAUCUCCAGGUGUUUUUGCUGAAAUGCUGUCUGAGAUUGAAAAUGCAGGGCUCCUCAAUCCAGACGUGACAGGAAUGCUCAACACGAUGCAAGGCCUGAUCACAGCAAAUACCACCCAAGAUCUUUUUACACAUCUGAGGCUUCUGUUGGAUCAGUGGCAACCUACGUACCCCAAUGAAAGCAAUCCUGUCAGUUUUUCUAUUGGCAUGCUAAAAGUCUUGCUGAGCAUCGCGGAGAUGACUGAUCAACCAGAUACUGUUGAUGUCAAGUGGAUGUCUGUCAUAGAGUAUUCACUAAAACAGAUCACACGAUCAAAUUUUAUACCUCCAGGUGCAACAGACAUGAUUGUCACAUUCAUAAAGGUGCUUACAUUUGUUUUUGAACCAAAUUACUUCAAUUUGAAUAACACAAACAACACAAUGCAGAGUCUUGUAAAUGGGUUGAGCAGUGAAAUCAGUGCCUACUUACAACGUUUCCCUGACCUAAGAGAAUUCAUGCCAUUCAUAAUGAAGGCUUCGAAUACAGCAGCGAAAUUGUUGGAUAAUGCUACAUCUGAAGAAGCCAUCAGUACAUCACUCGAGGCCAUUAUUUCAUUGGUGCACAACUUAAGACACAUCGUGACAAAAUCCAAUCCGUUAAUGCCAACAUCCGCAAGUGUCUGUGAAAACAACUUAACAGAGCUUGGAAUGUUUGUGGCUGAACAAUUGAGUAAUCUGAUGCCAGACAAGAUAUCUGAAGAAUUCAAAAACAUGACGUCCCUAAUUCUCCACUACACAGAUGCUCUGCAAGCUUUCAUACAGAACAGAGAUAUGCCUAUGGAUUUUUUCAUAUCGUUUUACAAGGAAAAUACCAGCUCAUCAAACAACUUUCGGACUUUUAAAAAAUACAGACAAUGACACACUGCAGGCACUCAAAUCCGAUGCAAGCAAAGUAAAACUCAUGGUGUCUGAGGCAAGGAUGUCUAACGAGAGUCUGAACACUUUCUUAGAACUAUCAGCACAAUUACUGAUGGAAAUUGGUUACAUUUUAAAUACAUCUGAACAUUUCCAAUCAAUCCCUUCAUUCUCAAGCUUGCUUUUUCUGGUAGACAUGGUGACCGCUGAAAACAGCACAACAGAUACUCUGUUCACCAACAACUCAGACAUUAACAUAAGAGACAUUGACAUAUUUCUGGAAAUCGCAAACAGUAGCACACUUCUUGACGUUCUGCAGAAUAUUGAAAGCCUUCUCCAUCAUUUGCAGGAUCUUCAGUCUUCAUUGCACAAUGAUUCGUUACUGUUGACUCUGAGGUCUAUAUCAGGGAUAAUGGACCAGUGUGGAGUGUUUCUAGAGCAUCUGCACAUUGACCCAGCAGCAAAGGAGGUUUUUCACAUACUCAACUCUCUAUCAGACAUUUGGAUUCAAGAUCUAUCUGUGGUUGAUUAUGGUAGUGCGCAUACCCAGCUUAACGUUUUUAAAGCAUUCAUCGUGUAUGUGGUGGCUAACAUGGACACAUUAAUUCCAAUUGAGAAUGAAGUCAGAGCGGUUCAAUUUCUGCUUCGGUCAAUAGAGCCUUUAAUGGAGUCGGUUUCGGAUGCCAAUGCAGAUGGCACACCCCUUUAUGACAAGCUGAACAUAGUUUUACAUCUUAUUACCAACAUGACAGACAUAUCGACUUACACUUUGGAAGACUUUUGGAGAACUUUUGGCUCACGUGGAAUUACUGAAGUUGACAUAUUGGAAAUUCAAGCUAUCAUGAUGACAAUUGGGAUGUAUGUUGAAAACAUCUUCAACAUCAUCGUUGAGCCAGCAAUGAAUCAGUCUGAAAUACAAGCUGCUGCCGCUCGACUGACAGAAUUGCUGCUGCAAAUGAACCAUGGAUCCAACGCAUCACUUCCCAUCAACAGACAAACUCAUGAAAUAAUGGCAAUCAUAAUGUACCCAAGGAGUCUUCAAAAUAUCUCCGUGAUUUUUCAGUUUUUGAAGAUCAUUGUCGGAGAUAUAUUACCUGAAAACGGACUGUUGUCUCUGCAGCAAACGGAGGCAAUCCUUAACUUCCUGCACAGUGCUGAAACCAUGAUAGCCAUUCAGGAUGUAGACAAGCUGGUUUAUUGGCUACAGAAUUCAACGUUCUAUUUUGGAGACUUCCUUUCACAGAUGGAAACAUUUAACGACACACAGACUCUGUCCAGUUUGACCUCUGCACUCAGCAUCAUGGGUCACUUCCUGCAGUUGCAAAGUCAGCUUGAUACUUUCGUUUCAUAUAACAUCUCCACACCAUUCACUGAAGAACUUGGCUCCAUUUUUGAAUUUUAUGGACUUAAUAACCUGACAGAUAUUUUAAUGAAAGCCAUAGAAGGAAUUCAGCUCAUUCACCAACUUUCUUCCCGUGAUGUGUUUGGCAUGGCUGAGAUACAGAGCAUUUUCAGCUAUUCACAAUCCACUCUAACAUUUUUCACUGAUCCACUUGUUGAGGAAAAGUCCAUUCAUCUUGGAAGUAAAGUUGUCCGACUUGUCGGUAUGUUUAUGAUCCAACAAAACUACUCGGUACCAAAUAUGGUGGACACUCAGUGUACCGUUCUGGCUAUUAUUGACCAAAUCUUAUCAACAAAUCUGAAAACGGUGCCAACAGCAAUGGGUUUAUUAAAUGCAGCUAAAUGCAAUGUAUCAGAAGAAGAACUCAAUGCUGACUGUUCACUUCCAUCGCGCAACGUUGUGUACUGUGCUGCUACCCUUGCAGCAGAAAUUGUGACAGACUUUUCAGAGUUCAUUUCCUUUCCUAAUCAGAUAGUUCUCCCAGAAGAUAAGUUCCAAGAACUGGCAUACAUCUUCUCGUGUAAUUUAAGACAAAUGCAAGAAUGGACUGUGGUGCUUCUGAAAAUGGCUCAAGUUUUUGAUUUUUCAAGCUCACUUCUGGUUGAUCUCAAUGCAAAGACCAUGAGGCUUCUAGACCACAUUGCCGAGACUCAGCUUGACAUCUGCGAUGAUCAUAGUAACCCACUGGCUGUAAGUCUUAUCCUGACACUGAACUCCAUCGAUGAUCUACAGUGCUCGCACACCUUUAAAUCUGAAACACUGGUGGCGAUAAUGACGGAUAUUGUUACUUUAUUAAACAGCAAAUGUGCCUGUAAAUGACAAAUUCUUAGAAAAUGCAAUGGCAGACUUUCAAAAGGUCCUCGAUUUCUUGAUGCAACUUGGAUCCAUUGAUAUUCAUGAAACCGAUCUGCUGUUGAUAGCUAACAGUACCCUUGAGGCACUGAAUACUUUAAUGGAAAAUCUCAGCAUUCAUCCGAAGCCAAACCUCUCAAUUUUCACCUAUUUCAUUAACAUG